This is a messenger RNA of Zophobas morio, 2581 nucleotides long. It is a transcript of the gene Mtpalpha, whose product is annotated as trifunctional enzyme subunit alpha, mitochondrial. The coding region runs from base 136 to 2418 and encodes 760 amino acids. Lineage: Eukaryota; Metazoa; Arthropoda; Insecta; Coleoptera; Tenebrionidae. The transcript is spliced from 7 exons. Gene Ontology annotation, molecular function: enoyl-CoA hydratase activity; NAD+ binding; (3S)-3-hydroxyacyl-CoA dehydrogenase (NAD+) activity. The record is from RefSeq and is a predicted model, not a curated record. Gene Ontology annotation, biological process: fatty acid beta-oxidation. Gene Ontology annotation, cellular component: mitochondrial fatty acid beta-oxidation multienzyme complex; mitochondrion.
AAAAUCCACAUGAUCAUCAAAAGUCAUGGAAGUUAUCCAACUGGACAAAGUUCAAUAGUCGGUACAUUUUAAAAAGCUGCUGGGGAGUGCGCUAGUGUUUACAGUUAAUCUGGUAUUUGUACAAAAUUUUGAAAAAUGUCGACCUUACGACUGUUUGGAGUUUUAUCGAAAAUAUCCCGCACUAACAUCAGUUUCAGUCGUGCAGCCCAAAUUCGCUGCAUGGCUUCACAAGAAAGAAAGCACGCAAAACUCAAAGUUGUUGAUAAUGUAGGAGUUAUAGUCUUGGACUCCCCGGGGGUCAAAGUGAAUUCGUUAAACGCCGAAGUCAUGGGCGAAUUUGGUUCCAUUCUGCACGAAAUCGAAUCCAACCCCCAGAUCCAAGCUGCAGUAUUAAUUUCCGAUAAACCCGGUUGUUUCAUUGCUGGAGCUGACAUCAGCAUGCUUCAACAGUGCAAAACGGCCGAAGAAACGACAAAUAUAUCUCGCGAAGGUCAAGAAAUGCUCACCGCCAUUGAACAAAGUCGAAAACCCAUCGUUGCCGCCAUCCAAGGUGCUUGUCUGGGCGGAGGGUUGGAAGUCGCGCUUUCCUGCCACUACAGAAUAGCGGUGAAAGACAAAAAAACUGGACUGGGUCUUCCGGAAGUGAUGUUGGGGCUUCUUCCGGGUGCCGGAGGCACCCAACGUCUGCCCCGAUUGAUUAAUGUCCCAGAUGCUCUAGACAUGGCUCUCACGGGAAAAACGGUGAGAGCCGAUAAAGCGAAGAAACUAGGUGUCGUGGAUUUGUUGGUCGAUCCUCUGGGUCCUGGUUUAAGCGAACCGGAAGUGGUCACGAGGAAGUAUCUAGAGGACGUGGCUAUAGAUAUCGCCAAACAGUUGGCGAACGGGAAAUUGAAGGUUAAUCGUAAGAAGACGGGUGUUGUGGAUCGAUUGCUCGAGUUUGCGUUGCAGUAUAAUUGGGUUAAAGAUCAAAUAUUUGCGAAGGCGAAGGGACAAGUUAUGAAGUUGUCGGGUGGUUUGUAUCCUGCACCUUUAAGGAUAUUGGAAGUUGUACGUGUAGGUCUUGAUAAAGGCAAGAAAGCUGGCUUUGAAGCUGAAGCUAGAGCGUUUGGUGAUCUUGCAAUGACUCCUCAGUCUAGGGGUUUGAUGAAUUUAUUCCGCGGUCAAACCGAAUGUAAAAAGAAUCGAUUUGGUAAACCUUCAAAGCAGGUCAAAACUAUUGCGGUGUUGGGUGCUGGUUUAAUGGGUUCUGGUAUUGCUCAAGUUUCUGUGGAUAAAGGGUACCAAGUGAUUUUAAAAGAUUCGAAUCCUCUUGGUUUGGCGCGUGGUCUUGGUCAAAUCCAGACCGGUCUUGAGGGGGCAGUGAAAAGGAAAAAAGUCACAGGUCUUGAAAGAGACAGAUUUUUAUCCAACCUAGAUGCAACAUUGGAUUACAAAAAUUUCAAAAAGGCUGACAUAGUAAUUGAGGCUGUGUUCGAAGACAUUAAUGUAAAACAUAAGGUUAUAAAAGAAGUAGAAGCUCUUAUAUCACCUGAAUGCGUGUUCGCUACAAACACAAGUGCUAUUCCGAUUACCAAAAUCGCUGCAGCUUCCGCCAGACCUGACAAAGUCAUUGGCAUGCACUACUUCUCUCCAGUAGACAAAAUGCAGCUGCUGGAAAUCAUCACAACCGACAAAACUAGCAAAGAAACAACGGCACUAGCUGUUGAUGUCGGGCUAAAACAAGGAAAAGUCGUCAUAACCGUCGGUGACGGCCCUGGCUUUUACACCACUCGUAUUCUCUCCGCCAUGAUGGCAGAAUCCGUAAGACUGUUACAGGAAGGUGUCGAGCCCAAAGAACUAGACUCGCUAACCAAGAAAUUCGGCUUCCCAGUCGGAGCAGCAACUUUGGCCGACGAAGUCGGCCUGGACGUCGCCUCUCACAUUGGACCUGACCUCCACAAAGCAUUCGGGGAACGAUUCGGAGGAGGUGAUUUGGGCGUGAUGCGCGACAUCGUCCAAGCCGGUUUCUUUGGAAGAAAAUCCGGGAAAGGAAUUUACAUUUAUCAGAAAGGAAGCAAAAACCGGGAUGUCAAUCCUGAAGCUAUAGAUAUAAUCAAACGUUACUCGCUUGAGCCGAAAGGUGCAUUCGAAGAAGAGGAUAAACAGCUGAGGAUGGUUACGAGAUUCGUGAAUGAGGCGGUUUUGUGUUUGGAAGAGAAAAUUUUGGAUAACCCGCUGGAGGGUGAUGUAGGUGCAGUAUUUGGUUUGGGCUUCCCUCCAUUCACCGGUGGACCGUUCCGCUGGGUCGAUGAGUAUGGUGCUGCUAAGUUAGUGAAGAAGAUGGAACAAUUCCAGAAUGCCUACGGUCGGCCUUUCCAACCGGCUCAAACUUUGUUAGAUAUGGCAAAGGAUCCGUCUAAGAAGUUCCAUAGUAAAUAAAUCAUGUAUUAUCGUGUGCCUUAUUCUUCGGCUCUUAUUUUAUUUUGUACUGAGGAGAAUACUAUUUCAUACUUUUUUAAAUUAUAGAAUUAUACAAUAGUGUGUUCAUUGUUAUUGGACUCUUUAAGGUCUAUUUUUCUGUAAAUAAAUUUUAACUUCCUAA